CAGCACGAGGAGGCUGGGCGUCUGGGGCGCCACAUUCCGCUUCCCCGCCGUGGACCUCCCCAAGCUUGACUACGGAUGCAUGGCAGCGGGUCCUGCUAGUGCAGCCGGUGACUGGUCUCCCUUCCCUCCUCCUCGGUCUCCGGGUGCGCCCCCGUUUACGUCCCCCGGAUCCCGGAUUCCUCCGCUUGAGUGCGCGUCUAUUCGGAGGCGCGUGGUAGUGAUGGCGGCGCUCAGUGAGGCUUUCCUGUCACUGGAUACUACUACUCCCAGCCCGCCUCGGAGCCGCCCGAGCCACCCCUCCAGUCUUUAGUUUACGAGUGGCAAUUUGACUUGCUCUGCUGCAUGUCUGGAGGCACCGAGGAAAGCGUGGAGACGCCCCGGGGAUUCGGGAAUCGCAGCUUGGAAAGCCAGCCAGCCAAACAAAUAAACAAAACCCACCCACCCUAACAAAUAUGAGGCUGCUGGAGAGGGCGAGGAAAGAAUGGUUCAUGGUCGGCAUAGUGGUGGCGAUCGGCGCCGCUAAGCUGGAGCCGUCGGUCGGAGUGAACGGGGGACCACUGAAGCCAGAGAUAACUGUGUCCUACAUUGCUGUCGCUACGAUCUUCUUUAACAGUGGACUGUCGUUAAAAACAGAGGAGCUGACCAGUGCGCUGGUGCAUUUGAAGCUGCAUCUUUUCAUCCAGACCUUCACACUAGCCUUCUUCCCAGCAACAAUAUGGCUCUUUCUUCAGCUUCUAUCAGUCACGCCCAUCAAUGAAUGGCUUUUAAAAGGUUUGCAGACAGUAGGUUGCAUGCCUCCCCCUGUGUCUUCCGCUGUGAUUUUAACCAAGGCAGUUGGUGGAAAUGAGGCGGCUGCGAUAUUUAAUUCAGCAUUUGGGAGUUUUCUGGGCAUUGUUGUAACACCACUGCUACUGCUGCUUUUUCUUGGCUCGUCCUCUUCUGUGCCUUUUACAUCAAUUUUCUCUCAGCUUUUUAUGACGGUUGUGGUUCCUCUCAUUAUUGGACAGAUCGUCCGCAGAUUCAUCAAGGACUGGCUGGAAAGAAAGAAGCCCCCGUUUGGCGCCGUCAGCAGCAGUGUACUCCUCAUGAUCAUCUACACCACCUUCUGCGACACCUUCUCCAACCCGCAUAUCGACCUGGAUAAAUUCAGCCUGAUCCUCAUACUCUUCAUCAUAGUCUCCGUUCAACUGAGUUUCAUGCUUUUGACCUUCAUCUUUUCAACGCGGAAUUCCAAUGCUGAAGAUAGUGUUUGCAGGCCACGAGCACCUCUCAUUAAUAUCUGUGCCCUUGCUCAUCUACCACCCAGCUCAGAUCCUGCUGGGAAGUGUGCUAGUGCCAACAAUAAAGUCGUGGAUGGUGUCGAGGCAGAAGGGAGUGAAGUUGACAAGGCCGACAGUCUGACCCAGGAGGCGCCGUCCUGAAGACCGUGGUGUAUAUAUGUACAGGGCUGUACACGCAGGCCGUUCUGAACCCUUGUCCAUGUGAAUGUUGCUUUGAUGCCUAUUUUAUUUUUUUACAGAAAAAAAUAUGGUAUACCUGUUUAAGUGCCUUAAAAUGUUUUUGAUACGAUCAUUGUUUUCAAAACAUAUUUUGCUGGUGACUGUCAAGGGUGAACAGUAUUUUGGAUUAAUUUUUUUUUUCUUAAUGCAAAAAAAAGUUGUGGUAAGGGACAAAAAGCUAACAGGUUUUCUUUGUGCUGCCUUUCGGGUACCUCUCUGUAAUAGUUGUUACUGUAGCAUUUGAAAUGAGGUCACGCCAUCCCACAACCAUCCAUUGGGUGACAGGGACAGAUACCCAAGUCUCUUUUGCACACUUUGUCUCACUGUGUGGUUCUUUGUUCCUGCAUCUGUGACACGCUUCUUCCUUAUCCACUCAACAGGGGUCAUAUCACGCCAAGCUGGGAAGCAUAAGGUGCCUCAUUCCUUGGCAUCCUCUUUUCUCCGCAUCCCUUCAAUUAGUCCCCGCCCACUCCGGAAGCUCUUGAGUCCCAUCACAAGGGUGUGGAGAAAUAGCUUAAAUUUAUUAUGAGCCACUUCAAAAGAAGGCCUGAUGUGAGUCCUGAGGUAAACACGGAGUGUGGCGAGGUUCUCAAUCCUAUCAGCAUGCUUUCCCUCUCUUCCACAACCCCUUUGUCUCAUUUCCACACCUGCACCCUCACACACGAACAUCAGUCAGUUGGAGAGUCGCAGCAGUGAACAGUGGGUUGUGUUCACGUUCCACAGCUAGGACCAAGCACUUCCGCUACACACCUCCAGAUUGCUCCUGUUGGCAAGCCGCAGCCUGCCCCACCCUUUCAUCCCGUGCACUGAAGACGUCGGAGACAAUUCAUGAAUGAGAGUGUCCUUCACUUGCUCGACAGGUGUUGGCAACGUCUUCUAAGACAUCAAAUCAUUGCCCUUAGGUGUCAAAGGAAACAUAAGGUCAUGGGUGUGGGCAUAUGUUACAUGUCCACGCUGCCUAGUCAGGUGGAAAGAGGGCCCAGCCCAGGAGGCGCAAGACUGUCCAUUAACCAAGUUCUCAGACAGAACUAGUCCUGGAACUGGGCAUGAGCUUUCAGAGGAGGGUCUGAUUCUGCCUUCAGUGGCCAGAAGACCUGGAGCUGGACCCAAGUGAAAACAAAGCAGUGCACCGGAUGGUGGGAGCGCCUUGCCUGUGUUUCCUUAGUGCUUCAUUGACCUAGCAGAAAAUGGGCAUCAUGGCUCUCACCAAGGCCCUGCUGUGCUAAGCAGCCGCCUUUCUUGUCGGUAGUGGUGGCUGUAGCCCCACAACGAAGCAAUCAUUCCUCUAGAAUUCAGUGCUGGGCCUGUUGGCGGGGCUAGUUUACAUCAUGGUUAGCAUGGUCAGCACCGUGUGCCGGUGUCGGGGCCUCCUAACUCACACCAGAGCUCCACCCCUGUGCCAGGCCUUGCAAAGACCCAUGCUGAACCAGCUGUGGGGACACUGCUGGGAGGAGCUGGCAGUGACUCCGCUUACGUGGAGCAGAAAGGUUUUCAAGUCUGGUCCCUACAGCUUCCUGUCUGUCUGCCAGAGCUGUAGUGAGAACCCUCCCAUGUCAUGUGAACACUGGUGUCCCCUUCAACCUCUCUACCUCUCUAACCCUGCAGUAGGCGUGGCUGUGGGAUAAAGUUCAGCUGAAAAUGCUAGGAGAACAUUUUGUCUUUUGUUUUAAGAUUUUAAAAAUGUGUUUUGUCUUCCAGUAAUCUGCUUUAUAUCCUAAGUUUUUGUGGCUUUAGUAACAUGUCUGUGACUACUUCACUUUUUACACAAAUUGGAUAACACAUUUUUUCCAUGGUGAACAAAAAAUAGAAUCAAAAUUUAUUUUAAUUUGUGCUCGUUAGGAUUUAGUUAGCAGCUGAAAUAUUGUCCUGUGUCUAUGCGCUGUCACUCUCUGUCUGUCCAAAUGGAUUUAUAAAGGAAUACAUUAGAUUAUAUUUAUGUUUACUCAUUCUUCCACCUGGAAUUUUUUUAACAGCUGAAAUUUUAAAGAAUGGUAAUGCAGUCUCUACACGUGUUCCAGGUUUUAAGAUUUUAUGGAUUUUUAAAGUCCUUCCCUUUUCUGUUUUUAACAUCUCUGGUUGACACUCAGUGUCUAUGCUAAAUACCAAAUUUUUUCAAGGAGAUGGCUGAGUAAUGAAGUGGGUUAUUUAUAAUAAGUGGAAAAUAAAGAAAUAAUUCUAUGAUUAAACAAUUCUAUGAUUA
Messenger RNA from Microtus oregoni (creeping vole), 3699 nucleotides. RefSeq names its product solute carrier family 10 member 7 (gene Slc10a7). Gene Ontology annotation, cellular component: plasma membrane. The coding region runs from base 453 to 1421 and encodes 322 amino acids. The record is from RefSeq and is a predicted model, not a curated record. Lineage: Eukaryota; Metazoa; Chordata; Mammalia; Rodentia; Cricetidae. The transcript is spliced from 11 exons.